Messenger RNA from Triplophysa dalaica, 2061 nucleotides. RefSeq names its product armadillo repeat containing 6 (gene armc6). The transcript is spliced from 8 exons. Gene Ontology annotation, molecular function: protein binding. Bases 63 to 1487 code for a protein of 474 amino acids. Gene Ontology annotation, biological process: hematopoietic progenitor cell differentiation. The record is from RefSeq and is a predicted model, not a curated record. NCBI's taxonomy places the organism in Eukaryota, Metazoa, Chordata, Actinopteri, Cypriniformes, Nemacheilidae.
CACGAUUGUAAUCACUUUUUGUUUUAAACGGCUUUUUCUACUAUAAAUUGGAAUUAGUUCAGAUGUCAGGUUCAGCUGCAGUCAUGGCCAAACGCAGGAUAACACAGGACACAUUUGAUGCUGUGGUAGGAGAAAACAUUGAAGAGUUUGACAUGGACGCCAGUGAAGCAUUGAAAGAGGCGAUCGAGCAGUUUGAGUCUCAAGGUGUGGACCUCAGUUACAUUGUUAAAGCAAUUCCAAAGAUUUCUUCUGAAGAAAGCGAGGAGGAUCAAACUCAUGAGGUUCUACAGGCGUUAGAGUCACUUAAAACCGCAGUGGCGUUAUCAUCCGCAUCAGUGCAGGAGGAUCUGAAGUUCUUCACCGAGCAGUGCUCUCUCAGCUUCGCUCAGCGUUACCUGGCAGCACAAAAGGGAGCGUAUCCCACGAUCCUCGCAUGUUGUCAGAGAGCUGGGGAAAGGAAGGAAGUGCUCUCUGUCGCUCUUGAAGCCCUCUCAGCGCUAACAGAUGGCCAGCCUGAUCUUCUGGACGUCGACGGACAGGAGUUUUUGAUCGGCACUUUAGACACGCACAAGAUGGACCCCGCUCUCACCUGUCUGUGCAUUCGCGUCGUUCGACACUGCUGUCUGAAACAUGAGAACAACAGACAGGAUUUGGUGAAGGCGGGUGUGUUGGCACUGCUGGCCGGAAGCAUCACACGUCACAUUGAACAUGACGAGGUGGUGAGGGAAGCGUGUGGGGGGCUGAGGGUCAUGACAUUUGACGACGAUGUGCGUGUCCCUUUUGGUAAUGCCCACGAACAUGCCAAGAUGAUCGUGUUAGAGCACAAUGGACUGAAGGUCAUUGUUGAAGCUGCUGAAGCUCAUCCAGAUAAGACUUCGGUGCUCAGUGAACUGUGCGCCACUCUGUCCCGGCUGGCCGUGAGAAAUGAGUUUUGUCAAGACAUCGUUGACAUGGGAGGCCUGAAAUUCAUGAUGACGCUGAUGGCAGACAGUUUAGAUUGUCAGGAGCUUGUGAAGCAGGUGCUCGGUGCACUGAAAGCCAUCGCAGGAAAUGACGAUGUCAAAGAUGCUUGUGUGAAUGCUGGUGGGGCGGAACUCAUCGUCAUGGCAAUGAACCGCCACGCUGCGAAUCUGCAGGUGUCUGAACAGGGAUGUGCGUCGCUGUGUGUUCUCGCUCUUCGCAAACCCAACAACUGUAAGGUCAUCAUGGAUUGUGGUGGAGCGCUUGCUGCCCUUCAGGCCAUGAAGAAUCACCCAGAUGAGGUCAACGUGCAGAAACAGGCCUGCAUGCUCCUGAGGAACCUGGUGGCCCGCACACGUGACUACAGUCAGCCCAUACUGGAGAUGGGAGCAGAGGCGCUCAUAUCUCAGGCUCUGGCCGCUCACAGGGACUGCGGGGAUGUGGGCAGAGCUGCUCUGAGAGAUCUCGGCUGCCAGGUGGAGCUGCGAGAACUGUGGACGGGCAAGAAGGGAAGCCUGAGCCAUUGAAAGAAAUGUGUCGCUGCUUCAUUCAAACGUUGGCAACGUAAUCUCGUGUCAGCAUGAGGUAAUACUCAUUUUAUGCAGUUACCUGUAGUUCUGCAAUACAAGAUGUCAGGCCACAUGUCUCGCAAGUAACACAGUAAAUAGGCUUUUUUUAAUUUUCUUUAUAAGUGUGAAAAAUUCUGUUAUUUAUAGUGGGUGGGUUUGGUUUCAGUCAAUCAUGAAUGACACUGUGCUGAUGUUCAUGGGAAGAAUCAAGUCUACUUAAUUCAGAAAUGCUGAAUGUGGCUGGAGUGUCACACUGUGGUCAUUUAUCUCUUAAUAACAAAUGUAAUGUGAAGAAUGUCAAGAACUUCGUCCUCUCUGCUGUAGGUCUUCACCAUCUGGACAUUCACAACUGUGAAUUUAAGUUUUUUUUACAUUUACUUUCUUACAUUACAAAUGGUUGAUUUACUAGCACUUCACAUUCAUGCACACAACAUCAAGGCAAGGUGAGCCGCAUGAGCCUCAGAUUUAUUGUCAGUUGUAUGUGUUGGCAAUUUUUUGAAGCUCUAAUAAAAAGCGGACUGUCAUAAACCCA